AUGUUCAGCUUGAACAGGCUCUGCACUCGGGCAACACGCUCAUUCUCUACCAUUGCUCCGAGACAACAAGGCAAUGCAGCUGAUUACGCUUUUGCUUUCGACAUUGACGGCGUGCUUGUCAAGGGAAAACGCACCAUUCCUCAGGCCAAAAAAGCUUUGCAGAUGCUUAAUGGGGAUAAUCCAAGUGGAAGACGAGUGCCAUUUGUUUUGCUUACCAAUGGUGGAGGUGUUACUGAAGCUAUCAAAGCGGCUCAAGUCAGUGAAAUGCUCGAUCUCGAGAUCCAACCCGAGCAAGUGAUUUUAUCGCAUUCACCUAUGCAAGCUCUCGUCCCACAAUAUAAGGACAAGGCCGUUUUGGUUGUUGGUGGCCAGGAUCGUGCAGCCUAUGAAGUUGCCAAGCAGUACGGCUUUGAUAAUGUGGUCAUUCCGGAUGAUAUCCAUUGUUGGCAACCUCCAGUGUGGCCUUUUCGCUCUGCUGAUCGUGAUAGUGCUAACAAGGAGGAUGUCCCAGAUUUUUCAAAGACACCCAUCAGCGCUGUAAUGAUGUUCCAUGACUCGCGUGAUUGGGGUCGUGAUAUCCAAAUCAUGCUGGAUGUUAUUUGUUCUCAAGGUGGUGUUGUUGGUACGCAAAAGACUGAUUUUGCCAUUCAAGAUAUCCCAGUCUACUUUUCCAAUAACGAUGUUGUAUGGAGCACCGAAUUCCCAGUGCCACGACUUGGUCAAGGUUCAUUCAAAGCCGCCAUUGAACAUGUUUAUUAUACUUUGACGGGAGAACAACUUCAAUCUACAUCCUAUGGCAAGCCCCAUUCGACAACGUACGCCUAUGCUGAACGUGUUCUCGAGUCAUUGCAAGGAUCAAAGCCUAAGCGUGUGUAUGCCAUUGGUGAUAAUCCAGCAGCUGAUAUCAAAGGAGCCAGUGACUAUGGAUGGUCAAGUGUGCUUGUUCGUACAGGUGUUUUCCGUGGACCUGGUAACUCGACCUUGUAUCCAGCCAAUGCCGUUGUCGAUCAUGUUGAACACGCUGUUGAAUGGGUGUUGAGCCAAGAAGGCGAUUUAUAA
This is a messenger RNA of Lichtheimia ornata, 1059 nucleotides long. RefSeq names its product TIGR01456 family HAD hydrolase. Gene Ontology annotation, biological process: glycerophospholipid biosynthetic process. The record is from RefSeq and is a predicted model, not a curated record. Bases 1 to 1059 code for a protein of 352 amino acids. Lineage: Eukaryota; Fungi; Mucoromycota; Mucoromycetes; Mucorales; Lichtheimiaceae. The transcript is spliced from 10 exons. Gene Ontology annotation, cellular component: mitochondrion.